UUGAAAAUAAGCAAGUCGUAGUCGUACUAGUCGUACGUAGAUUGAUGUAUAAUAAAUGGAAGCAUCGAUGAGAAGGAAGUGUGUGCUCGUUUGACGAUUAGUUACUUAUAGAAGCGAAUGAACUGCAACAGUUUGUGGAUAAAUUUCAUUAUUGAGAUAAGACAAGGGGGAAGCAUAAAAGACAGACCACCAUUGACCACAACGAUGGGCUGUAGCAUACAGUGAUUAUGACGGAGGUUAUAUUUUUGUAGCGGCUUCUGAAUUACAACAGUAAUGAGUAGUUUGGAAAAGUUCGCUAUGGAUGUAGAACCUGAAAAAAGGAAGGAGAGCAAAUUGAAGAGACCAUCAACCUCUUCUUCCAAUGAUAAUUCUGAUAAUAAUAAAAAACGACGAAAUAUGUGUAGCAAAGAUAAGAGGAAAAAAUCAAAAAGCAGAAGUAAUUCCAAUAGCUCUAGUUCUUCCAGUUCUUCAAGUCUAGAAAAAAAUACUCGUGUAUCGAGAAGGGACAAGAGAGAAGACGAAAGAAACAAGAAUGUAAAUGAAUAUAGAGCUAAGAAGUAUGAAAAUGGUAGGGACUUUGGACGCAGUGGAAGCAGCAAUUACAGAUUUUACAAAAGGAGGAAUAACUUUGCCGAUCAGAGAAAUUAUAGAAAUCAUUCCCAAUUUUACAGAAAUACUUAUUACAAUAGGAACAGAAGGGAAGGAUAUAAUAAUAGACAUAGAACAUCUGGUUAUCACAGACCAAGGUUAUAUGAUUAUCAGAGAUAUUCUGGCAAGGAUGCAACUAGUCAGUCUAUACGAGAGAGCAGUUCGAAGGAACGUGCAGAUCGAUCAAGAACUACCUCUAAAACAGAAAAAUCUGACUUAAUGAAAAAUAACACAACACUUGAUCAAGAAAAAGAGAUAGAAAAAAAACCAGCAGACAUGGUGCAAGACAAAGAAAAUCCACUCAUAAAAAGUCACAAAAAGUCAAAGAGAAAACGAUCUUUGUCUACAUCUAGUUCGUCAAGUGUCAGCAGUAGUAGCAGCAGCUCAAGCUCCAGUAGUAGCAGCUCCAGUAAUAGCAGUAGCAGUGAUACUGGCAGCACCAGCAGUAGCAGUAGUACUGAAAGCUCGGAAGACGAAAAAAAGCGAAAGAAAGCCAAGAAGAAGGCCAAAAAAUUAAAGAAGAUUAUGAAAAAACGAAAGAAGAAGAAACGAAAGAUGAAAAAGAAAUUAAAGAAAAAGAUGAGAAAAAGUGCGUCUAAGAAAAAAGGACACAAAAGAUCUAAAGAGAGUAAAGAAAGUCAAGGCGGUAAAGAGAUCACAAAAGAAAUCGAGGCUAAAAUGACAGAAAAAUCGAAAGCAAUGGCGCCUAUGACAAGAGAGGAGUGGGAAAAAAGACAGAGCAUUAUGCGCAAAGUUUACGAUGAGGAAACAGGAAGAUAUAGAUUGAUAAAAGGAGAUGGAGAAGUAUUGGAAGAAAUAGUAAGUCGAGAAAGACACAAGGAAAUUAACAAACAGGCUACCAAAGGAGACGGAGAAUACUUCCAAGCGCGUAUAAAAAAUGCGAUGUGAGCUAUUUUUUUAUAAAAUUGUAUUCUGAUCGCAAGUAUAAUUUUAAUAUCUUUAUUAUACACCACUUGCAUUCUGUUUGUGUCACAUAUCAACGUCAAAAUAAUUAUUUCAAACACAUUUAUAUGAAAAGUAUGCAGAUAUAUAAGAAUUAAAUAAAUGAUUGUAACCUGUGCACAUAAGUAACAAAUGUUUUGUUAAAUUUAUAACUUUUUUACAGUGUAGUUCACAAUUCGAUGAUGCAAAAUCGUAAAUAUUAGAAAUAAACUUUUAUUGUACAUCGAAUUUAUCUCAUCUUAUAACACUCGUCUCGAGGAAAAAUAAAUUUAAAAAAAUAUAUUCGUAUAUGUUAAAUAAAUUUUAUUUAAAAAAUUUAACAC
Messenger RNA from Pseudomyrmex gracilis, 1934 nucleotides. Its product is annotated as ADP-ribosylation factor-like protein 6-interacting protein 4. Bases 274 to 1557 code for a protein of 427 amino acids. The transcript has 3 exons. The record is from RefSeq and is a predicted model, not a curated record. NCBI's taxonomy places the organism in Eukaryota, Metazoa, Arthropoda, Insecta, Hymenoptera, Formicidae.